GGUUAUGGAGUUGGGUGGAUCAUCAUCGACAACUUCAUCGUCCCAGACGGCUAUAACUUUACCGUCACUAUCACUGAUGGAAGCGUCACGAAAUUUGUGCUGACCAAAGACAACAUCAGGCUGUACAGAGGCCUCUUGGCGAACUGGACCAGCACAAAUGGAUACAUCACGAUUUUCCAAGACUAUGGGCAGAAUGCGGGCAAUAGCAAAGUUGACUUCACCUUUGACGCACAUCCGAUGAAAAAUCGC
Molecule: messenger RNA, 249 nt
Organism: Mesorhabditis spiculigera
Lineage: Eukaryota; Metazoa; Nematoda; Chromadorea; Rhabditida; Rhabditidae
Source: the annotation of a GenBank genome assembly